GUAUCUUCAAGGAUCGUCGUUCUCUCUUUCCGGGACAACAAUGACAGUAUAACACAAAAAACAGAGCCUAUUAAUAACAACAACAUAACAAUGGGAGCAAAGGCCCUUAAUGUUAAAAGUGAGAAAGAGAACAUACCUCUGCUGGUAAAAGAAAACUACUCACAACUUGAUAAACAAGUUCCAGGCAAUGUGGAGAACCUUAAGAGCAUCUGGCACAAUGAAACAGAAAAAGGAAUAUACUCAACAGAGGCAACAAUGCCAGAAAACUCAAAAGAGCAGAAAAAUACUACUAGUUCGAAUAAUUCACCGGAAGCUAAGACUACGGCAAAGAAAGAUGAUAACUCAAACUCAACAAACUUGGAAAAUAAUUCAAAACAAGGAGGAAUAUUUCCACCAAAAAUGACAAUGCUGUUAUUUUCGAUAUAUGUACAAAACCUGGAAAACAUCCCAAUCAAUGAAAUAAUCUCUACAAUGUAUGAAAAGAUUGGCAAUGAUUUUGUGACGGCUAAGCCCUACUAUACUAAGGGAAGGAGAACCUACUUUGAGGUAAUUUUCGAUAAUGAAGAAAGACAGAAUUACUAUGCUGCAGAGGGGAUAACACUGUUUAGGCAAACUAUACUUGGAUAUAUUUCGGUCAAUUUGAGAAGAACAAAUUUAACAGUUAAGUUGAGAAAUAUUCCAAUGGGAAAAAAAGAGAUAAUCUCCAACUACAUCAGAGAGAUCAUUGUAUAUAAAACAACAAAUGACUCAGAAAUCAAACAAAGAAUUCCAAGACAUACUAGUGUCUGGGGGCAAAAAUUCUUGACAGAGUGGAAAACUGUAUCUAAAAUAAUUAACAACACUCCAAGUAGUAUACCAUUAAGUAUUAAUAACCCCUAUAUCGAAGUUAGUAACAAUACAAUGCAAGAAGAUAAUAUAAAUGAAAAGGAACUGACUGACUUAAGCAUGAGUGAAGACGAAAAUCUAGUCAAUAUGUUAGAAAAGGAAAAUAAUACUGACUUAGAGGUUAAAGAUUCUCAUAAGAACACUCAGAAAAAUAAUCCUAACACACUAACAUUGCACCCAGAAAAUAACAUUGUAAAUAUUCAAGGAGAAUAUAAAGAUAAAAAAAUGACAAAUAAGAGAGAAUUAGACAUUAUUGAUAAAACUAUUCUCGAUUCAAACAAGAAUGAUGAUAGUUUCACAACAGUUUUAUACAAAAAACAUAAGAUUAAAACCAAUGAUACUUAUACACGUCAGACUACCUCAUAUAAAAGGGACAGAAAAAGAGAAAAACACAUCUCUCAUACAAAAUCACAACAAUGA
This is a messenger RNA of Dentiscutata erythropus, 1305 nucleotides long. The record is from the annotation of a GenBank genome assembly. Lineage: Eukaryota; Fungi; Glomeromycota; Glomeromycetes; Diversisporales; Gigasporaceae.